Amphibalanus amphitrite is the source of this 3082-nucleotide messenger RNA. Its product is annotated as protein adenylyltransferase SelO, mitochondrial-like. The record is from RefSeq and is a predicted model, not a curated record. Bases 538 to 2367 code for a protein of 609 amino acids. The transcript is spliced from 3 exons. NCBI's taxonomy places the organism in Eukaryota, Metazoa, Arthropoda, Thecostraca, Balanomorpha, Balanidae.
UAUUGGGAGCAGGCAGGAGUGGACUGGGAUUUAUCCAUAAGCAUUACUUUCUUCCUCGCCCGGCGCCCCUGCCUAUGUAUAUUGAGAGUUGAGACUGUAUGCUGCUAUAUAUUGAUAUGCUAUAUGCAAAAGUUGAAGUUGGUGGUCAUAUAUUUAUAAGCAGGGAUAUUGGUAUUUGUGGGCUGAGAACAGUGGACAUGGCUUUCAACACAAUGCUUAAGAGUUGCUUAAAUUGAUGAUAAUUGUGAAUUGAACUCCAAGCUUGGAUUAGUAUCAAACCAGAUUUUGUACCACUGGUUUGAAAACCACAAUAGUGCAUGGAUAUGGAAUAUGGAUAGUAGCAAAUAUCAUCUUGACUCACUCUAGAUGACACUCAUUUUCUCUCCCACUUAGCAAAACAGUGUUUGCAACAACUAUUAGCAUUUUGCGGCACCUUACAUAAAUGUCAUAUAUUUACUUUUCAGAAAAAUAAAAGGGAGUUGUGGAGGUAAACAGUUUACAGGUUAAAAAAAAUCUUCAUUUUUGCACCAGAACUUCAUGAGGACCUUACGGAAUAGCUGUUCUUUUAAUCUUGGUGUUCUGCUGUGUAGCAUUUCAGCCAUUGCACAUAGUGAUGUUUUGCAGCACUUGAAACACUGGAGACAGAGCCAACCACCGCCAGAGGAUAAGUCUCCCAGCCCCAGACGCGACCGCGGAAAACACGGGUCAGCGGCUGGCUGCUACAAUUUCGGCGCUAACCUGACUGCGUUUGUGUGCGAGCCGCGGCGGCGUCUGGCGGCGGCCAUGUGUGACGAGUUCGAGUCGCUGGUACGCGACACGCUGCGCUGGCACCAGGACACGUACCGGCACUUCCCGCUGGACCCCAGCCGGGAGAACUCUGUCCGCUUCAUGGUGCGCGGCGCGCUGUUCUCACGCGUGCGGCCCACGCCGUUCCGGUCGGCCGUGCGGCUGGCGGCCGCCUCGCCGGCCGCGCUGCGCCUGCUCGACCUGGGACCCGAGAUCGGCGCCAACAGCCACUUUGUGGACAUCGUGGCCGGUAACGACGCCGUGCCCGGGGUGCCGUCACUGGCGCACCGCUACGGCGGCCACCAGUUCGGCUUCUGGGCCGAGCAGCUGGGCGACGGGCGCGCCCACCUCAUCGGAGAGUACACAAACAGCGGCGGCGAGCGGUGGGAGCUGCAGCUGAAGGGCUCCGGCCGCACGCCCUACUCGCGCUACGGCGACGGCCGGGCCGUGGUGCGCUCCUCGGUGCGCGAGUUCCUCUGCUCAGAGGCCAUGCACUACCUCGGGGUGCCCACCUCGCGCGCCGCCACGCUGGUUAUCAGCGACGACCGCGUGGUGCGCGACGCCUUCUACGACGGCCGGCCGGUGGCCGAGCGGGCCGCCGUCGUGCUGCGCCUGGCGCCCUGCUGGUUCCGCUUCGGCUCGUUCGAGAUGCUGGCCACGGACGGUGACACGGAGAAUCUGCGCCUGCUGGCCGACUACGUGAUCCAGCGGCACUUUGGCGACAUCGACCUGUCGGCGCCCGACUGCUACCUACAGCUGCUGCGCCGCGUGGCCGCCGAUACCGGACGUCUAAUCGCCCGCUGGCAGUGGUGCGGCUUCGCGCACGGCGUCAUGAACACGGACAACAUGAGCAUCCUGUCAAUCACCAUCGACUACGGGCCGUUCGGCUUCCUGGACGCGUACGAGCCCGACUUUGUGCCCAACCACUCGGACGACAUGGGCCGCUACUCGUACGGCAACCAGGAGCGCGUCGGCCGCUGGAACAUCGAGAAGCUGGGCGCGGCUCUGCGGCCGCUGCUGCCCGCCGAGCAGGCCGGCCAGCUAGGCACCGCGCUGGACGCCUACACGGAGGCGUUCGCGGCCGAGUGGCGCGCCAAGUUCAGCGCGCGCCUCGGGCUGCCGGCCAGCGCCGAGGCUGAGCAGCUGGCGCGCCGGCUGCUGACGCUGAUGGAGCGUACCGGCGCCGACUUCACCAUGACGUUCCGCCAGCUGGGCGACGUGACGCAGGAGCAGCUCAAGGACGGCCAGCUGCCGGACGACAUGUGGGCGCUCCGGACGGCGGCGGAAACGCCCGGCUGGAAGGAGUGGGCCGCCGAGUACGCGGCGCAGCUGCACGCGGACGGCGUCGGCGAGGAGCAGCGCCGGCAGCAGCAGCGCGCCGCCAACCCGCGCUACGUGCUGCGCAACUGGAUGGCGCAGCGGGCCAUCGCUGACGCCGAGAAGGGCGAGUUCGCCGAGCUGCAGACGCUGCUGGCAGUGCUGGAGCGGCCGUUCGACGAGCAGCCCGACGCCGAGGAGCGCGGCUUCGCCGGCCGGCCGCCCGACUGGGCUGCGCGCCUCAUGGUCAGCUGCUCCAGCUGAGAGCGCCCGCCUUCUCGUCAGCUGCUCGAACCGCCCGCCUCCUGGUCAGCUACUCGAGCUGAGAGCGCGACGCCGAAGGCGGCUUCAGGACGCCACGGCUGACCCGGGGCGGCUCCCCGUGAGGACCUGUGUCGCGUAGGUAACGUUACACCGCCUCAGCCCGCUGGUAACGGGACUCAGGUAAGAGGCGUGCUGCUUUAGUGUGCUCUGCGGCAGUGAACGCUGGCGUUUUUUAGUUUAGCAGAAUGGGUGCUAUUUGUAAGCGCUGCUUGAAUUCCUGAUGAAGCGCCACCAGCUCGCCAGGCUGCUGCCGGGGGAUAAUGCCUCGAAGUUCUGGGCGCUCGAAUACUGUUUUAUGAUGGAUAUUGUUGAUGUUAAAUGGUCCGUCAUCGUGGAGCCUUGGUGGUGUUUCACCGGUGAUAGCAGCACGCUGCUAUCACACGUGUCACAUUGGGUUUCCAUGGAGACGUCAACAAGCCCAUUGCUCCAACACUACCACAAGUGUGACGUCAGCAUAAUAGCAGCGUGCUGCUAUCACCGGUGAAACACCACCCUUGUAUUCGCUCCAACUGUGUUAACUAGAGUAGCCUGAUGGUGACUGACCAGACGGAAUGAAUGGCUGUGUAUGUUAUCCACAUACUGAGACGUAUGUCUCAGCGAAUGUGCGCAAAAAGUGAUGAACGCUCACAAUAUAUUAUAACGGUUGAGGUAUGAA